AUGGCAGAAGGAGAGGAAGGUGGUGAUCCCCGGGCCCCACCAGUCCGCCUCUGGGUGCGGCGCAUAGGCGUCUACUGUGAUGAGAACCAGAAAACAUGGCUGGUGGCAUCAGAAGAGGUAAGCAGGAAUACUCGCAGCACCCUUUUGCUUUGGUGUUUUGGUUUUAGCCUUUUAGCAACACCUCAUGUUCUCUCCCCCACCCCCACCCCCCGUUGUUUUUUUUGGUUGCUUCUCACCCAGGAGGCAGAUACAGUGAAAGCCCGGAUCAGGAGAGUCCGGGUCCCCCUGGGCCAGGCGGUGUGCCCCAGCCAUCUCCCUGCAUCCCAGCUGCCCCACAUGUGGCAGCUUUCAGAGGGACAGCAGUACCGGGACAGUAACUCUCGCAUCUGGAACAUUGAACACCAUUUAAUGGUAAGGUUCCAGGCAGAAGAAAAAGAUACAAGCUGCUUAGCUGUGACUCCAGCACUGAUGACCCAGCAUCUUACUGGGAUGCAAUGAAUGUUUUAUUUUGUCUCUUGCAGAUCAUGGGAGUGGAAGAGCUGCUGCUGAAACUCCUCCCAAGUGAUUAA
Podarcis lilfordi (Lilford's wall lizard) is the source of this 569-nucleotide messenger RNA. The record is from the annotation of a GenBank genome assembly. NCBI's taxonomy places the organism in Eukaryota, Metazoa, Chordata, Lepidosauria, Squamata, Lacertidae.